AUGUCUGUUUCAAAAAAAAUACAACCACUUGACUAUUUCUCAGAAAUAAAAAACUGGCCUGAUAUCGAAAAUGCUGUAAAGGAAAACAAAACUGUAGAGGAUGCUGUUAAUAGUAACCUUCAAACCUAUGUAACUAUCAAUGUAUCCCAAGCUAUGAAACAAUUAGCAACAGUUGGUGACCUCUUAAAGAUAGCCUAUGCAGCCUCAAAAGAUUUCCCAAGCAGUGUACCAAUUAUUGGAAUUCUCGGUAGUUAUCAAUCAAUGAUUAAUGAUACAGUUAAUACAUCUUCAAAUUUUGUAAUGUUAUGUAUUGACAGUAUUGAAUUCUACAAUAUUGCUCUUAAAUUUGCAAAUAAAAAAAAACUUGCCAAAUCAAUUGAAAUCAUUGGUAGAGCAGCUAAAAAAGCAAAAGAAAUGGCCACAAUAUCUGACACUUUGGUUCAAAAAGCUGAAAAUCUUGUACAAUUAUCAAUGGAUGCUUUAAAAACCGCAACAAAUGACCAGGUCAAAUCUGUUGAGGAAUUAAAAGAAAAUGAAAAGAAACAAGGUGAAUUGAAUGCUAAUGCAGAGAGUCUUAAAAGUGAAAUCGCAUCAUUAAAGGGUCAAAUUGAAGAAAUGAAAGAUUUAGCAGACAAAGCCGGUAAAGAAGCUGAGGAAGAACGUAAAAUGUCAUUUAUCAUUAGAAUUAUUGGUGCUGUUGCUGAACCACUUUCACAACUUGCUGGUCCUAUGAUUGCUGCAUAUAGUGGCGCUCCACCAACAGGUGCCAUUAAGAACAUUUUUGGUGGUAAAAAAGAUAAAGAUGAAACCAAACAAGAUCCAACGGAUGAUGCUGCUACCAAAGUAACAAACAAACAAAAAAAAUUAAAGAAACAAAAGGAGGAAAAAGAAGAAGAGUUAGAGAAAAAAGAAAAAGAAGAAAAGAAACUUGAAGAAAAAGAAAAGGAUGGCUCCAUUACAGAAAAAGAAAAAAAAAAAAAGAAACUCUUAGGUGAUCAAAUUGAUGAAAUUAAAAAUGCAAUUGAAAAACUUGGUAACAAUAUUUCAAAUGUCUCAAAUGAAAUUGCUGAUGAAAUGAAAGAAAAAGCUGCCAGAUCAGAAAAUUGUGAAAUGGAAUAUAGAAAAUUAAAAAAUUCAUACCAAGAUUUACAAAGAAAUGCCAAUGCUAACUUAGCAAAGAACUUAAAAGAACUUCAAAAUCUUUCAAGAGAAGAGAGUCAUUUAGAAGUUAGUAUUAAAUCAUUAGAAAUUGUAAUUAGUACCAUGGGUAAAGUUAAGACUAUCUUUGAAAACACAAGACUCUUUUGGUUACAAGUUGAAUCCCAUUGCAAACGUCUUUCAAAGAUUUCUGCUAUUGAGGAUAUGAAAGAUUUAGCUGAGGAUGACCCAGAUGAAUUAGUUGAUUUCCAAAAUGAAAUUAAAAAAUCAGGUAUGAGUUGGUUAGCUUUAGCCUAUGUCAAUCAAACCGCUGCAACUGCAAUCAUUAGCAUAAAGGGUAACUUUGAUGAAGUAAUGAACAACCUUCCAUCAAGAGAUGAAGCCAAAAGGAUUGUUGAGAAUUGUACUGCUCAACUUGAGGUAGAAUUAGAAAAAGAAAAUAAACAAAUCGAUGCUACCAAAGAAAAACUUAAUAUCACCCCUGCCUCAAAACUAGAUCCAACUUUAGAGUAAACUCUUUUUUGUCUUUUCACCAUUUUAAUUUAAAAAAAAAAUUAAUUAUAC
Messenger RNA from Dictyostelium purpureum, 1722 nucleotides. RefSeq lists its product as uncharacterized. The transcript has 8 exons. The coding region runs from base 1 to 1671 and encodes 556 amino acids. Lineage: Eukaryota; Evosea; Eumycetozoa; Dictyosteliales; Dictyosteliaceae. The record is from RefSeq and is a predicted model, not a curated record.